Messenger RNA from Anthostomella pinea, 1401 nucleotides. NCBI's taxonomy places the organism in Eukaryota, Fungi, Ascomycota, Sordariomycetes, Xylariales, Xylariaceae. The record is from the annotation of a GenBank genome assembly.
AUGCCUAGCCUAGGAUUCCUCAAGAAGAAGCGGACGAGGGAGGAGAAGUACGAUCCUGCCUCAAGCCAGCCGACAAGCCCCGUCACACCCGUCACGCCGACCUACCCCAGACCCUUCGACUCGAGCUCCUUCGCCACUAGCAGCCCGGCCAAGUCUGCCAACACGAGCGCGCAGCCUUCGUUGCAUUCAAUAAGUCAAAGUCAAGAGACACCGGCUACUGCUGGUGGAGGGGUUCAGAUGGAUCCGCCAGUCCUCCAUCCCGCUGCUCCCCACGGGAUUCAGCCUACUCCUAGUCCCGGUCAUGCGGGAACACCACAGAGCCUACCAAGCAUCAAUAACUUGAUCAAUCUUCCACAGGUCGAUGGUCACCAUAACACACCCCCACCACAACCACAGCCGCAAGCGCAAGCGAAACCGUCUUCCGAAGUUAGGGUCACGAAAGGCAAAUACUCACUUGGCGACUUCGACCUGUUGCGGACGUUGGGCACGGGUAGUUUUGGACGUGUUCAUCUGGUCCAGUCAAAACACAACCAACGCUACUAUGCCGUCAAGGUAUUGAAGAAGGCACAGGUUGUCAAGAUGAAGCAGGUCGAGCAUACCAACGAUGAGAGACGGAUGCUGGGCGAGGUCAAACACCCGUUCCUCAUCACGCUGUGGGGGACGUUUCAGGAUUCGAGAAACUUGUACAUGGUCAUGGAUUUCGUCGAGGGCGGCGAGCUGUUUUCUCUGCUGAGGAAGUCAGGCCGUUUUCCUAACCCGGUGGCCAAGUUCUACGCCGCAGAAGUGACGCUCGCGUUGGAAUACCUGCACUCGAAAGACAUCAUAUACAGGGACCUGAAGCCCGAAAAUCUCCUACUGGACCGCCACGGACACCUCAAGAUAACAGACUUUGGGUUCGCGAAGCGCGUCCCGGACAAGACGUGGACAUUGUGUGGGACCCCGGACUACCUGGCUCCGGAAGUGGUUUCUAACAAGGGCUACAACAAGUCGGUCGACUGGUGGUCGCUCGGCAUCUUGAUCUACGAGAUGCUGUGCGGCUAUACUCCUUUCUGGGACAGUGGCUCACCAAUGAAGAUAUACGAGAACAUCCUUCGAGGCAAGGUCAAAUAUCCGGCAUACGUCCAUCCCGACGCCCAGGAUCUGCUGGAGCGGCUUAUCACGCCGGAUCUCACCAAGCGGCUCGGCAACUUGUACGGCGGACCACAAGACGUGAAGAGCCAUCCCUGGUUCGCGGAAGUCACAUGGGAUCGGUUAUCAAGGAAAGAUAUCGACGCUCCUUACACACCGCCUGUCAAAGCUGGAGCCGGCGAUGCGAGUCAGUUCGACAGAUACCCAGAAGAGACGGAGAAAUACGGCGUACCAGGCCAUGAUGAAUACGGGCACUUCUUUACCGAAUUCUGA